This is a messenger RNA of Phragmites australis (common reed), 2339 nucleotides long. RefSeq names its product serine/threonine protein phosphatase 2A 57 kDa regulatory subunit B' kappa isoform-like. Bases 567 to 2069 code for a protein of 500 amino acids. Gene Ontology annotation, cellular component: protein phosphatase type 2A complex. The record is from RefSeq and is a predicted model, not a curated record. Lineage: Eukaryota; Viridiplantae; Streptophyta; Magnoliopsida; Poales; Poaceae. Gene Ontology annotation, molecular function: protein phosphatase regulator activity. Gene Ontology annotation, biological process: signal transduction. The transcript is spliced from 2 exons.
UUCGCUUCCUCGUUUAUCUCGCCUCACUCCUCUCACAUUCUCUCUCCCUCGCCUUCCUGUCCUCUUCGCGAGGCGCCGACGAAGCCCGGCAGAUGUUGACCCGGCUCCCCAUGCCUCCUCGCCUGGUAGCCCAGUAGUCCCACUCCCGGCAGCUCGAUCCUACCAGGGCGCGGUUCGGCGCUCGGAUCCGGCUGUCUCGUGCCGAGGAGCCGCAGAUCCGAACAAAUCCCAGUCCUUCCCGGUAACCUCUUCCCUCCAGCCGCAGUUCUUUAGCUGCGUAAGAGGUUUCGCUUGCUACCUGAGCUCGCAUUUGUGCAAUAAGGUGCUUUAGGGUUUGUUUUGGGUUUUUUCCUCUUCCCUUCGAUUCACUCGCACAGUCACAAGCGUGCAUAUGCUGGUUGCUCGAACUUCACCUAGCUGCAUCAUUAGACUCCUUGAGUGCUUGUUCUACUGUUUGUGGUUGCUGGCCACUUGCAUGCGAUUAUUGGUGUGUUAGACGCCCAGGAUCAUCAGGAGCUUUGUUGCUGCUGCGGCCAUGGCAUUGCUGUGAGGAAUCUGGAGAAAAGAUGUGGAAACAGUUCCUGACCAAGCUGCCUAGGAAGUCCUCUGCCUAUGGGAAGGCCGAGCACGUCUCGGGCUCCAGUCCAGGAGGCAAUGCUGCCGGGAACGGGAGCACAAUACGGCGCACAAGUAGCUGCCCCAGCACUGGGUCUGCCCGCUCGGCAUCCAGCGUGAAGCGAAUGUCCUCUGCGGUCUUCCCUUCGAGUGUGGUGGCUGGCAUUGAGCCUCUUGUUUCAUUCAAGGAUGUCCCGAACGGGGAGAAGCAGAAUCUGUUUGUCAGCAAGGUGAGCCUGUGCUGUGUUGUCUUUGAUUUCUCAGACCCGAACAAGAAUUUGGCGGAGAAGGAUUUCAAAAGGCAGGCGUUGGUUGAUCUUGUGGAUUAUGUGGAUUCUGCAAGCUCCCGCUUCACAGAGCCAAUGGUUGCUGCUUGCAGUAGGAUGUUUGCCAUCAACUUAUUCAGGGUGUUCCCUCCCAAUUACCGGUCCAGUUCAUCUGGCGGUGGCGAGGGUGAAGAGGAGGAGCCAAUGUUCGACCCUGCAUGGCCCCAUCUGCAGCUCGUGUACGACCUGCUACUGAAAUUUAUUGGUUCCUCAUCUCUGGAUGCAAAGGUAGGAAAGAAGUAUUUUGACCACUCAUUCAUUGUGAAGCUGCUUGAGCUAUUCGAUUCUGAGGACCCAAGAGAAAGGGAUUGCUUGAAAACAAUAUUGCAUCGGAUCUAUGGAAAGUUCAUGGUGCACCGUCCUAUAAUCCGCAAAGCAGUGAGCAAUAUAUUCUACCACUUAGUGUUUGAAACUGAUCGCCAUAACGGUAUUGCUGAACUGUUGGAGGUUUUUGGGAGUGUUAUUAGUGGCUUUGCAUUGCCACUGAAGGAAGAACACAAAAUCUUUCUUUGGAGGAUUCUAAUUCCUUUGCACAAGCCAAAAACAGUUGGUGUGUAUCUGCAGCAGUUAACCUACUGUGUGACCCAGUUUGUAGAGAAGGAACCAGAGCUUGCAAGUUCAGUGAUACUUGGCUUGCUCAGAUACUGGCCGAUAACAAAUAGCCAGAAAGAGGUAAUGUUUCUGAGUGAGAUUGAAGAGGUCCUGGAGGCAACCAACAUGGGCGAAUUCCAGAAAUGCAUGGUUCCGUUGUUCCGACGAAUUGCUCACUGCAUCAACAGUUCCCACUUCCAGGUUUCAGAACGAGCACUCUUCAUGUGGAACAACGAUCACAUCAUUAGCUUGGUUGCACAGAAUCGGCAAGUGCUUGUGCCCAUUGUCACUCCAGCAUUGGAAGAAAAUAUCCACAAUCACUGGAACCUUUCAGUCCUAAAUCUGGCAGCUAAUGUGAAGAAGAUGCUGUCAGAAAUGGACGAGGAGCUCUUUUCAGCCUGUCUUGCCAAGUACAAGGAGGACGAAGAGAAGCGGGUGUCGCUGGAACAGAAGCGGAGAUUAGCCUGGGAGCGGCUAGAAUCCGCGGCGGCUUUCCAGCCUGUGACCGGCAACACAGCCGUCCUGGUGAGUCGCUAGGCAUCAUCAACGAAUUUUGUUGCCAGCGGAGGAGGGACUCUGCUCCUCUUCCUCCUCCCCCUUCUUGGUGAAAUGGGCCAAGUGCUGAACAGCUCGUGGUCACCAGUUUCCCCUUGCUUGUUCAGUUUGUUCGUACCAGUAGUGUCGUGCUGUAAGUUUUAACUAUUGCCGGAUCUCUCCGCCUGUGCUAUGAUAAGAGGCAUGCCUGAUUCUUGCAUCUGUGCCUGUUUUACGAGCAGUGCCCUACAGUUAUUAUAUUCUGCCCGUGCA